AUGUCCCAAGGGUUCGUGAGGGGCGAGCCUGAGUGGUUGACUUGUUGCGCAAGAGUAAACAAGUUCUACCAAAACGAUAGCAGUCAGUGCGAGUCGAGAAAAGAUAGGAGAGGUGUUCUCCUCUAUGCCGAAGCACAAGCUAUCAAACUGAUGAAGAAGGCCAACGGCUUUGGCACUUUCCUAUGGACAACAGAUGAAUGGCGGAUGGUAAUAAUUGGAAUUAUUUAUGAAAAUGAGGUACGAGUAUAA
Messenger RNA from Sclerotinia sclerotiorum 1980 UF-70, 249 nucleotides. RefSeq lists its product with no specific name. The record is from RefSeq and is a predicted model, not a curated record. The coding region runs from base 1 to 249 and encodes 82 amino acids. The transcript has 2 exons. Lineage: Eukaryota; Fungi; Ascomycota; Leotiomycetes; Helotiales; Sclerotiniaceae.